Molecule: messenger RNA, 3598 nt
Organism: Cheilinus undulatus (humphead wrasse)
Lineage: Eukaryota; Metazoa; Chordata; Actinopteri; Labriformes; Labridae
Gene: ints5
Product: integrator complex subunit 5
Exons: 4
Coding region: 134-3181 (1015 amino acids)
Biological process (GO): snRNA 3'-end processing
Cellular component (GO): integrator complex
Source: RefSeq, a predicted model, not a curated record
CAUCCGGCUUUGGAUCGCCCUUUUGGUGUAUUUUUGUUCUGAAAUUGAACAGAGAAAAUUUUAAAGAAAAAGCUCUCACACUCGCCUGCGACGAGCUCCUAGAACCGAGAGGAGGAUUUGAUGUGACGUUUUAAUGUUUAAGGAUCAAGAUAUGUCGGUGGUCUUUGACGGGAGUCCGCUGAAAGCGAUGCAGAGCUCACACAGUCUCACACCGCAGACUGCCCUGAGUGCUCAGGAACUGUCCCAGGAGAUCAAGUCCUUCAUCAGUGGUAUUGACACUGUUCAGGGUCGGAAGCUCAGUGUCAGGGAACACGCCCGCUGUGCUGUGCGCCUGCUGCGCUCUGUCCCCGCCUGCCGAGGGGCCGUCCUAGAGCAUCUGAGAGGUGUUUAUGAUGAGCACGUCUCUGCCUUCCUGCUUAACUUGGAGACAGAGGGCGAUGCUGGCUCAGGGGUCAGCUCCAACCUGGAGGAUAUCAUACAGGAGGUUCAUGGUGUGCUGUCAGAGUUCAUCCGACUCAACCCCAGGGCCUGGGCUCCUCUGGUGUCCGCCUGGGCCGUGGACUUGUUGGGCCAGCUGAGCAGCAAACAUGCUGGCCGCAGGGUAGCCCCCCACUCCUCCAGCCUCAAUGAGCUACUCCAGCUGUGGAUGUCCUGCGCUGCGACCCGGUCCCUCAUGGAAGCCUACUCCCAGUGUUUGGCUGCCAUGCUGGCCUGGUGCCCUGAUGCCUGUGUGGAUGCUCUGUUGGACACCUCAGUUCAGCACUCUCCGCAUUUUGACUGGGUGGUGGCUCAUAUCGGCUCUGCCUUCCCCGGUACUAUCAUCAGCCGUGUCUUGGCCUGUGGACUGAAGGACUUCUGCUCUCAUGGUGCUAAGGACCAGGGGCUGAUGGUGAUGGGAGUGGACAAAGGCAGCAGAGUGCCUAAGAUUGGCUCAGUAGUGGGAAUCCUUGGACACCUUGCUGCGCAUCACUCAGACAGCAUCAGGAAGGAGCUGCUCAGGAUGUUUCAGGAGAGCCUGAGUCCAUCAAGCCCUCUAUCUCCCACUUCAUCUUCUACGUCCUGGGAGACUUCGCCCCAGCUUCGUAGGGCUGCAGUGCCGUUUUUGCUGCAACUAGCUGCUAUGUCCCCCAACCUUUUUGGUGCCAUGUCUGCAGAGCUUGUCGAGCUGCUCCGCCCGCCUGUCCUGCUUCAGCUGCAGGCCUUGCUGCAGGGUCUCCCCAGAGAGGAGCUGGAUAACAUGCUAGGGCUGGCUGUGCACCUCAUUAGUCAGAGUCCAUCUGGAGGAGCCCGGGUGCUCCGUUUUCUGGCUGACACAGCUACCCCUGCCUCUGUCAUCAUCUCCGGCCCUACACCCUCCCCACAUGAAGGUGUCAGAGAAGGCUGCGAUCGCCUCCUCCAGAUGCUGCUUCUGCAUCUCCACAAACUGGUCUUCAACCGCUCAGAUGGAAGUGAAGUCAACACCCAUCACUCUGCUUCUCCUCAGCCACAGAGAGUUAUACCCUUCCUGGAGGAGCUGCAGUCUCACAUCGGUGAGCUCUGUGCUGAGACACUGCGACUGGAGAGGAAGCGCCACCUCUGGCUGCACCAGCUGUUAUGUUUGCUGUCAGUGUAUGGAGGUCCCAGCGUGGCCACUGAGGCGCUCUGCCAGCUUCUAACCCAGGCCCGCAACCCAGAAGAGUUGGCUCUGGCCUGGCAGCUGCACACCACGCUCUCAUCUUGCAUGGCGGGACUCAUCCCUGCUGCUGUGGCUCGCUGUGUAGCCCAGAUCCAUACUCACACUUUGGGGCCAAGACAGCUCAGGCAGCUGCUGCUCAACCUGGCUGCAGCCAUCCAGAGUCAGGAUGAGGAGAGAAGAGGAGCAGCUGCAGGCAUUCAGUCCUCCAUGGCUGUACAGGUGGGCUCAGCAGUCUCAGGAAACCUUCAUGACUUCAGCCCCCUGCUUCUCCACGGCGACCCGGCUGUAUCUCAUGCUGCUGUGCGCCUCCUGUCCUGUAGCCCACUUCCUCGCACCUCCUCCCCAGCACAACUGCUCCUGCUCUCCCGUGCUUCUGUCAGUCAUUUCUUUGUCGCGCUGCGGAAAAGAGGGGAAACAGGAAAAGUGGGGAGAGACAGCGGACAGGCGGGUGAGGCUGUGAACUGUUCAGUGCUGCUCCUCUCCCGUUUGGCAGCUUAUUCUCCGCUCACUCUCAAAGCUGUACUUCAGCAGCUAGUGGAGGGAGCGCUCCAUAAAGGCAAUGCUGAUCUGUUUGGAGGUCAGGCCACAGACAUGUCUGGUGCCCCUAUUACUGCCCCGUCUGUCUCUCCUGACCUUGGAGCCUCUCUGCUGGAUAUCAACUGUCGAUUUGGUACAACUGUCAACUUUUCUGGUGGUGUGUGGUCAGUGUUUCAUGCUGGAGUGAUCGGCAAGGGGCUGAAGGUUCGCACAACAGGACUGAUCCCUGAUCCAUCUGGUGUCAUCCAGAACACCCAGACUCUUCUGUCUGUCAUAAUCCAGUGUUGCAGCUCCUCGGGUCUCAAUGGCUCCAUCAAUGGCUCACGACAACCGUCUGACCCCGAUGAGCCACUGCCCAUCAAUGCUGAGGCAGCCAAGGUUGUUGCAGUCACACUGGUGGAAAAUGUUUGUCCUGAUGUUGCCAAUAGUGAACUGUCCUGGCCCCCAGAAGAGCACGCCCGCACCACAGUGGAGAGAGACAUCCAUAUCCGGCGUUGUUUCGAGGCCCAUCCUGUGCUCUUCCCUCUGCUUCAGGUGGUUGCAGCAGGGCGCCCGGCUCUCUGCUACUGCUCGGCAGUGCUCAGGGGCCUCCUGGCAACACUGCUGGCCCAAUGGGAGGCCUCUAGGGAGGUGCUUUCCACUGACUCCCCAUGGCACCUCCAGGCCUCUUGCCUCCUUGUGUCCUGCAUGGGAGAGGGCCAGCUCCUACCUCCUGUGCUAGCCAACGUCCACGAAGCCUUCCCCCACAUCACACCCUUCGAGGUGAGGCUGCUGCUCCUGGCUGUGUGGGAAUACGUGAGAGGCAACGGGCCCAUGCCUCAGAAGUUUGUCUUUAACUCAGAGAGGGGUCUGUUCUGCAGAGACUUCUCACGGGAUGGCGAUGUGGCAAGAUAUGUGGCACCAAUUCACAGUGUUCUGCAUAAAAACAUUGAUAGAUUGGGACAUUUGUGUUGGCGGUUUCAGCUUUAAAGGGCAAGUGGCAGGGAAUAGACGGACUGCAGGACUGUGGAAAACUGUGUUACAUUGCUCCAUGAGUGGACUGCAAAAUUGCCAUCACUGUGCUUAAAUUCAAGUCAAGUAUAGCUCUGUGCAGGUGUGUUUGUAAACCUUUUGUACCAUAUUUUUAGACUUUAUUUCUGACUUAUUGUGUCUGUAAAAAAAAGACAAGGUGACAUGAGAAAUGAGUGUGAAUGUUAUGCUAACAUCCUGUGUGCUUGUCACACAAACACAUCCUCAGUGUCUCGUCUUGGCUAGAAAAUACAAGGUAGCUCUUUUUAACAAUAGAUUUGUAUUAUUUUCAGAUUGUUCACAUUCUACAAUUUUGACUACAACCCUGUUGAAUUGUCACAUUUAAAAACUGAUGUUCACACCACUUUACAGAAUAAA